AUGAAGAAACCACCUUCUUCCACCGUCAUCACGUAUCUCAUCACCGUCACAGCUUUAAUUAUCUUCUGUUUUUCACCGUUUUCCCAUGCUUUAGGCUCCGGUACUACUCUCUCCGUCACCGACUCACCUGCCACCGUCUGCGGGAUCAUAUCUGGUCAGUCAACACAGAGCAUUCAGUGUUACCGUCAAGGACAGGUCUCCGCCUUCCCCAUCGCUCCCAACGUUUCGUUUUCUUCAAUCUCCGGCGGGAAAAGCUACUUCUGUGGCCUUAGGUCCGGUAACUACAGUUUACAUUGUUGGGAUAGUUCAUCUUCCUUUCAAAGUAAAAGACUUUACUUUAACGACUCUGUUUUAUUAGAGAAUCUUGCUGUUGGAGAUUCCCAGGUUUGUGCCACGGUGGUCGGUGUUGGAACGGUUCGAUGCUGGAGAACCAGCGACCGGUUUGAACCACCAUCUGGGUCGGAUCAAUUUGGUUCGAUUUCAUCUGGGUCGAAUUUUUCUUGUGGGAUUUUGAAAAAUGGUUUACAAGUUCGGUGUUGGGGAGAGAAAACUGUUGCGGAAGGGUUGCAGAAUGAGUUUAGGAACAUGUCUAUGUUGAGUAUUGUAGCUGGUGGUUCGCAUGUUUGUGGGUUAAAUUCAACUGGUUUUUUGGUUUGUAAAGGAAGUAACAGUUCUGGACAAAUUGAUGUUCCACGAGGUGGUGCUUUUGAGUAUGGUGAAUUGGCACUCGGUGAUGAACAUGGCUGUGCUAUCAGAAGAUUGAAUGGUUUUGUUGUUUGUUGGGGUGGAAAGGGACAGUUUUCGGCGAAUUUUGUUGAAAGUGUUUCUUUUGAGUUAAUUGUUUCUGCUUCGAAUUUUACUUGUGGGUUGACAACAACCAAUUUUUCGGUUAUUUGUUGGGGACCUGGUUGGUCUAAUGGAUCAAAUGGUUCUGAGUCGGUUCUUCCUUUGUCUCGGAUUCUUCCGGGGCCUUGUGUUCAAUCUUCUUGUAGUGAGUGUGGAAUUUAUCCUGAUUCUCAAUCGUUGUGUUCUAGCACGAGUCAUCACAUUUGUAAGGCGAAUAUAUGUAAUACUCAAAUAACAAAUCCGCCGCCACCGCCAGUUCAGCCUCCACCUCCAGUGUCUCCUCCUCGGUCGUCUCGAUCGAAGACAUUGACAAGAGGCUUAUUGGCAUUCGCAAUUGUUGGAUCAGUUGGUAGUUUUAUUGGUAUAUGUUCCAUAGUUUAUUGCUUAUGGAAAGGUGUUUGUUUUGGUAAAAAGAAAGUUCACAAUUCAGUGCAACCAACAGUCACAAGAGGUAGUAGCAACAGUUCAAAUACUAGCUCAUCUUCGAUUAAAUCGGUCAUUAUGCGUCAAGGUUCAAGAAUAAUGAGGCGACAGAGGAGUGGACCUUCGACAACAAAGCAUCAAGAAAGGGCAGAAGAGUUUACUCUCUCCGAGCUUAUAGCAGCUACUGACGGUUUCUCAUUCCAGAACAAAAUUGGUGCAGGAAGCUUCGGUAUUGUGUAUAGAGGAAAACUAACAGAUGGUAGCGAGGUAGCUAUUAAAAGAGGUGAAACAGGUUCAAAGGUUAAAAAGUUUCAAGAGAAAGAAAGUGCAUUUGAGUCAGAAUUAGCCUUUUUGUCGCGAUUACACCACAAACAUUUGGUUAGACUAGUUGGUUAUUGCGAGGAGAAAGAUGAGAGGCUUUUGGUUUACGAGUACAUGAAGAAUGGUUCAUUGCAUAGUCAUUUACAUGAUAAGAACAAUGUAGAAAAAAGUAGCAGUUUGUUGAAUUCAUGGAAAAUGAGGAUCAAAAUUGCUUUGGAUGCUUCAAGAGGAAUAGAGUAUCUGCACAACUACGCAGUUCCUUCAAUAAUUCAUAGAGAUAUUAAGUCCUCGAAUAUUCUUCUUGACUCAACUUGGACAGCGCGAGUAUCUGAUUUCGGAUUGUCGUUGAUGAGUCCAGAAGCGGAUAUCGAUUACAAACCAACAAAAACCGUAGGAACGGUUGGUUAUAUUGAUCCCGAGUACUAUGGUUUGAAUUUAUUAACGGCAAAAAGUGAUGUAUAUGGACUCGGAGUUGUAUUACUAGAAUUAUUAACAGGAAAAAGAGCUAUAUUUAGAAACGGUGAAGAUGGAGGAAAUCCAUUGAGUCUAGUCGAUUUUGCAGUGCCUGCUAUUUUGGCCGGUGAAUUGGCGAAAAUUUUGGACUCAAGAGUUGGAUCACCGCGGGAGAGUAACGAAUCGGAGGCGGUCGAGUUGAUGGCGUACACGGCCGUGCAUUGCGUGAAUUUGGAAGGGAAAGAUAGACCAACGAUGGCUGAUAUUGUUGCGAAUUUGGAGAGAGCAUUGCUUAUUUGUGAUGGUGGUAGUAACAAUGAGAUUGAAAGUAUUUCCAGUGUUACUAUCUCUGUUGUUUCCGAUUGA
Lathyrus sativus (Indian pea) is the source of this 2409-nucleotide messenger RNA. The record is from the annotation of a GenBank genome assembly. Lineage: Eukaryota; Viridiplantae; Streptophyta; Magnoliopsida; Fabales; Fabaceae.